Cyphellophora attinorum is the source of this 273-nucleotide messenger RNA. RefSeq lists its product as uncharacterized. The record is from RefSeq and is a predicted model, not a curated record. The transcript has 2 exons. Gene Ontology annotation, molecular function: ATP:ADP adenylyltransferase activity. NCBI's taxonomy places the organism in Eukaryota, Fungi, Ascomycota, Eurotiomycetes, Chaetothyriales, Cyphellophoraceae. Bases 1 to 273 code for a protein of 90 amino acids.
AUGGCGGAGCCAGACGGGAAGUCUGACCUACCACAUAAUGUACUGCUGACGAAGGACUGGGUCUGCCUAAUACCUAGACAGCACUCGCGCAUUGAUCAUUCCAUGAUCACGAAUGCUAUGGGAAUGGUUGGCGUCUUCUGGAUCACGCAUCCAUCCCAGAUCGAGGAUUACACAAAUAUUUGGGGCCCGUUAGAUGAGCACAUGGCUACGAUUGGCUACCCGUCAUCCCAUUUGGCCUUGAAAGCGCCUCCUCCGAUGCACCCGGUAGCUUGA